Messenger RNA from Porites evermanni, 7019 nucleotides. The record is from the annotation of a GenBank genome assembly. Lineage: Eukaryota; Metazoa; Cnidaria; Anthozoa; Scleractinia; Poritidae.
AUGAAGUCUUUAAACUCGCCAAAAUCUCAUCGACUCCUUGAUUUUGUUCCGUCAAUUAGGCCAUCAUUCCUUUCUGUCAUAUUAGUUUUCGUUGGCGGGUGUCUCUGGGUGAAGAAUGAAACAACAAACGAGCGAGUGAUCGCACUGGAAUCCCGUAUUAAUUACUUGCCCUGCUUGUUUAAUGGAUGACUCGUUCGUCGACAAAAGUUACGCCAAAAGAUCUUUACAAGAAGAUGCGGACACAUUUUUCAGGAGGGAUCUCCCAUACCUCAGGUAAAAUGCUAGGGCCUUAUGUCUUGAAGCAAGUACUUAAGCAAGUAUUAGGUAAAUGUUACUUAUAGGUAGCUAAGUUGAAUGAUAUUGCAUUGUUUUUUGUUUCUUAUUAGUUUAGCAUAAGGCCACUCAUAUUUGCAAAAAGAACACUGUACAAUGAUAUUGAUUUUCUUAGAGCCUUUGUUUACAGACAAACCUCUUUAAUAAGGAGAGGUUAGACUGUAUAGAAAUUGCUUUCCUUCUUUUUCUCUCGGCGAUUAAAUUUUCCCCUUCUUCUUCCCUUUCAAAAGCCUUCCAUGCAGGUAAGGUCUAGCAGGAAACUAGGUUUACUUUAACAGAAGCAAACCCUUUGGGUUAUAUUACAAGACAUGAAUUUGGACUGAUGACAAGACAAAAGGUCAUUAAUUGCGUGAUACUAUGAAUUGAAAGGAACUAAUAAUAGCUCAGGAUAAACUGUAGGAUGAAGUUAGAUCCACAAAUCCAAACAUACAAACAAAAACAGCAUGCCCAGUAAGAGAGGUAGCAAUGAAGCGCAAAAAUUCCCAGGAAAUUCCACUGAAGAAACAGGAGAAGAAGGAAAAGGAUCGAUAGUCGCUCGGCGGACUAAGGGACAGGUGCUGGUGUCUCUCUCCUAUAAAUAGUUCAAUCAAUAGAAACAGUCAGAUAAAAUGGAGAUUCGAAAAUAAAAAUAAUAGGGAAAAGAAAAGAAACGGUUAUUAACCACCCUGUCUGUGCUGAACUGGCCUAAUGUAGUACUAACCCAUUGGUAUAACGACAGACCCCCUAAUGCGAAAAACUUGAUACAUUAAUUUUUAUAAUUUCUAUAACAACAUUUUUACCGCAGCCGUGCCGUUGUCAAAAAUGGUAUUUACAACAACCAUCCGACCAAGAAACCGAAGGCAAGUAUUAAACGACACUUCAAAUAGUAUCACAGUAAAUGACGUAAGAGAAGAAAUCGCAAAACAGCUUGAGAAACUUAUGCCACUCAAGUACUGUAAGUCAAGUGAAAAGAUAUGCCCCGCAGGUCCCCCCGGAUUUCCUGGUCCAACAGGGGCAAUGGGACCACGUGACAGGAGGGGACAAAAGGGAAAGAAAGGGCCUCAAGGUUCCAUGGGACCACCUGGAAAAUCCGGAAAAACAGAAAUGACGGGUCCUGCGGGACCGAGAGGAGAAAAGGGAGACAAAGGAGAGCCUGGGCCAAAAGGCAUGCCGGGACCACCUGGAAGGCCUGGGAAAUCGAUAUCUGCACCACAAGUAAUGUUGUCACCGGAAGAACAGACCAGGGAUGAAGGAGGAAAUACGACUUUUUACUGCACAGUUGGCGGAAAUCCUCCCCCUGCGGUCGAAUGGCGUUUCAUGGAUAGAAAGCUUAGGCCAGGUGCAAAGUAUUUGAUUAAAGUGGAAGAGUUAAUAGUGAAGAAUCUGAACUACAGUGAUGCCGGGCAGUACACGUGUCGGGCCAGGAACAUUCUUGGAUCUUCUGGGGCCACUGGUAACUUGUCUAUUAGAGGUAAGAGCUUCUUAGACAUAACAAUUGACGCCUGUAAAGGGCAAGGAUUAUAUCACACUCAAAGUUGAGAUUUUACUGGUCACCUUAUUUAUUGUUGCUUUAAUUCAGUCUUUUGUUUUGUGUGUGUUGCUUUUGUUUGUUUGUUUACCUUUUUGUCUCGCUGUCAACUUCUACAAACAGUAUGCCGCUAAAAUUAAUACUUAUAAGUAUCUGCAAUUAUUUACUUAUUAAAAUAUGACAACUUAUGAAAUUAGCACCACCUUUUAGAACUGAUGCUUCUUCGUCCCAAACCUCGCAGUGGUUUCUAUUCAGAUUUUCGUUGUUAUAAAUCGCUUGUUUAUCGUUUUCUGUCAGGUCUUCCAAUUUUCACAAACGUUCCACCAUCACUCGCUACACCAGUAGAGCGCACUAAUUUUCAAGUAGUUUGUCAAGCUGAAGGUUUCCCUCGUCCUGUCAUCAACUGGAGUAGACUGAGAAUGCCUUUGCCAGCUGGAAGGACUGAAGUAAAUCAAGGGACACUAAUCAUUAAGAAUUUGAUUCCUGCUGACAGCGGUUUGUACGAGUGCGUUGCAACGAACACAAUGGGGACAAAGAAGGCCACAAUCAACGUGGCAGUUCAACAACUAAAGCUAGGUAUGUGUGCGUGUGUUUUUUGUUAUUGUUGUUUUUGCUUUUUUUUUACAGGGGCACCCAACGAGAGCAUAGUUUAAAAUCGCUUAAAUAUAGCACUGUUGAACCCAGUUUUAGCAUUUAAAAGGUAGAUAUAGGCAUGUUUUUAUCCCCUAAAAAUUUUUCAUCUGUUCGGAUUUCCUAGCUGAAAGUCUUGUGAUCCGAGAAUUAUAGGGAUCAAAACUUAUCUUUUCGAAAAUUUCAGUCAAAAAAAAGGCUCCCGAAAAUUCAAGGUGACUUUUUUAGGGUAAAAAUCCGUUAAACAUGAACAAUUAUACCAUUUUUUAGAUGUUCGAAAAUCCUAGGUCGGAAGGCCACGCAAGCAAGAAAUUUUACAAUAAAUGUUCCGAAAAUUCUAGAUCUCAAAUCGUCUUCCGAACAGAUAUUUUCCAAAAAUUGACGUUGGGUGUCCCUGUUUUUCCUUAUCAGAGAGUCCUUCUGGUAACUGCAGUACCCUUAGAUGUUCUCAUUUAUGUGUGAGCUUUUAAGCCGAACUUUCUGACUCUGAUCUAUUCAUUAACCUGAAAUAAUAUAUUUUUCUAUCUCAUUUUACCGGUAAACAAAUAAAUUAAAUCAAAUUAAAAUCCACUGAAGUUUUUUUAUGCUGCUUUGCAGAGUGUUUUGAAAAGCAAAUCGAUCCUUUUCUUGGAUUGUAAGUCUUUGCGCUUAGAAAGAAUGUAUGGGUGUGUGUGUUUUUUAAUUGAAAUGAUUUUUUUAAAUCGAAAUGAACAGGAGCUUAUGAAAUGAAAUGACUUGUAAAUAUUGCUUUGACUGAUUUUUUUUUUUUUUCUUCUUCAGCGAAAUUAAUUGUAAAUGGGUUUUAAUAGUUAGUAUAAAAUUAAUGACAAAUGAGAGUAUUUGUUGUUGGGAAAGAAAAUUCCCAGCUAUGAGAAAAGUGUGAUGGAAUGAGGGCCUGCCUGUCAAUUUAUCUCUGUUAUAUCCCUCUCGUUCUUGUAUAGUAUUUAUGACGUUAAAAAGCCAACAUAAUUCAUAUUGACGUUAGCGGUCGUUUGUUAUCAUGCCUCACCCCAUGAAAAGGCAUCCGGAUUCCGGAAUCUGACAAAUUUUUGCUUGUCACAUCCGAAAUCCAGGAACUGAUUUUUGCUUUUGGAUUCCGAAUUCGUGUACAUUGAAAUACGGAAAACAGCUCAAGGAAUCCGGAAUCCAUCUAACGACUGGAUUUCGGAAUCCAAGUUCCACUGACAUCGUCCGGAACCCAGUACCGGGAAUCUAGAAUUAAUCCAAGACUGUCUUGUAUUCCCUUACAUGGUGCGAAGAUUUAAUGCUGGUCGAUAUUUAUUCAGAUUUAGAAGACUCCUUUAUCGUGGGAAACAGCAGCAAUUAUUUGAGGACUUUGAGAGGCUGGCUAUCCUCUAUAGCACGAAGUGCGAAUUCUGCCUGGAAACUUUGCUGGCGUGCAUCUGUUGACGGAUGGGCUGCAAGAACAUUUCACUCACGAUGUGAUGGCAAGGGACCGACUGUAACCAUAAUAAGAGUCGGGAGAUAUAUCUUUGGAGGAUAUACCAGUGUAUCAUGGGGUAAGCUAACAUGAUUGCAAAAAGACAUAAUUUUACUACUUACGGUUACCAGCGGUUACCAACGUGGGUCAGUGUUUCGUCUUGAGGGCUUUGCACAGGUUACCCAACCACUCGUCUGUCUUCACAUUCUGUUUUCCAAGCUUUAAUUGUUUUUUUUUCUGUGACGGUAUUUAAAAUGGAAAUUAUUAGUAAGUCUGUGUUAACGUGGUUAAAAUAGUAGCAAUUGUUUUUUGUUAGUUUGUUUGUUUGUUGUUGUUGUUGUUGUUUUUUUUUUUUGCGCAAUAUCAGAAAUGCAGUAAGUAUUAGCAGUUUUACAUCAGGCUUGUAAUUUUUUUAUAUCCUGCAGCAUGGAUGCAAAUUCAGAGUAGCUGACUGAUGGUGAACAAUUUGAUUUGAUAUUUUGUUUACCUUUAGUCAGCUACUUAAUUUGAUUCCAUCUUGCAAGCUACGUGCGACUAAAUGUUUGCAACGGACGAUAGCUUUGUAUCAGUACCAACUGUUUAUCCUAUUCCCAUUUUGCUCAAAAAUCUUGGACAAUAUGUGUGAUCGAAAUCAGGGAUUCUUUUUAUUUCUCGGGACAUGAGCAACCUCCUUUAUGAUUACGACUCUGUACUUUACAAUGUGAGUGAAUAAAUAUUCUGCUAAGGACUCCGUCUAUUUGGUUUUUGCUUGAUCGUAACGGUCUGCGCUUUUCAUUACACAUGGGAAAUCCAGAAACCCAAGCGCAGUAUGAUUGUUCUCUUUUUUUUUAAUCUUCUUCUUGUAGUGAGUCUCAGAUCUCAGUUUAGUUUAGUGUAUCUCUGUCAGUUUGUAUUUUUUGCGUCAGUUCUUCAUUUCUUGGUAAGAUGAAUAAGUAGAUUAAUCGCUCUGUGGUCUAAAGGCGUUUAUAUUCCCUCCUUGCAUUUCUUUUCUGAGAACAACCAUGAACCUUGACCAGUUUUUUCUCGUCCAUUGGCAAAUGAAGACCUGUCGUGAAUGCUAACGCAGAAACUUCACGAUUUCACAGUUUCAAGGGUUUAUUCCAAAUAGGAAAAGUUCACUGCCAAAGGUACACACGAAAUCUAAACCCAACUAACUAAAAAAAUUCAGAUAACAUGCUUAAAAACAAGGUAUUGAAAUUGAUCCCUUAAUGAUAUACAUUCCGAUCACUACCACGAUAAUUAAGUGUCCAUCUUAAUUGUCACGCAAUGUUAUAAUCUCACACAGACCUCUUUUUCUUAACGAUCAUGGGAUCCUAUACGUCUGAAAAUAAUUGCAGUGGUCAAUGAAGGCCCAAAAGUACUGGACACAUGUACAACAUUAAUGGGCUUGCCUGACUUAGCUUCUUAUGGCUCCCCUUUUUUUGCGGAACCUAUGUUUCUCUUCGGAUGUGCGUUGUGUAACACUUCAACUUACUGCAUGUUAACCUUAUGACUGAGUUGCGUAAAUUACGCUCUGCGCGGGGAAUUUCCAUUACUCCAUAGACUCUUACAAUAUAUUUUUACAUACGCAUUGUUUUGGCUACCCAGAGUUUGUCUUUCUCUUAAAAAGCAGAUUCCCUAUUAUACUAUUUCGUUUUCUUGAAGGAAACGUUUGCUGGAACCAAAGUUCUUAUGCGAUGAAUGUUCCGUUAACCUUUAUAAUUUUUUUGCGAAGGUAACAACACUUUUCCUUAAAUGAAAACGCACUUCCCUUUUAUAAAAUUCAUAGGCAUUGGAGCUUAACCUGCUCAAAAACUCUGCAUUGUUGUGCAUCGUAAAGGAUCAGUUAAACUAUUCUCCCCUCCUCUCCAUUCACUUUUAACAAGAAGAAAACGAAAAGCUUCAAAAAAGUGAAACUGGUAUAUCGUAAAAGCCUGCAAAGCAUUAUCUUGCUAGAUUUUUGAGAACGUACCGAACAAACUAAAAUCGUCGUUUUUAUCCCCAAAAGCUAGGUAGCAGUUAUUCUUUCUUCUUUCACUUUCCAUAAAAGUAACAAACACGCUUUGCGCAUUUUUUGUUUGAACGUUUAAUUUCAACUAACGUGGGUUCCAUGUGCUAAAAGCUCAAAAUGUUUAACGCUUAAUUUUGACAUGUUCCACCGAACGGAUUUUGGCGGAUUUUUAGUAUGUUGCUAGAUGGGCCACCCUUACUUAAAAGGCGUUGAAAACAAUUCUGUUGCAAUUAGUUUGAUGUUGAGCCUCAAAAAUGCCUAGACUGACUGGACUAUCAGGCCAAUUGUGAUGAACGGAUUAUUUUUUAAAAGUUUUGGGAAGCCUUUAGAUACAAUUUCUGUACCAAACGUUUGUACUUUUAAGGCCUGUUAAAGGGCGAUAAUUAGUUUUACUAUAAUGUGCCCUUCUACAUUCUAAAUUUUCUUGCUAACAUUAUAUAAUUAUGUACACGUAGUUUAAACAACCUCCUGCUAAUUUAUUGUACAAAUAAAGUAUUAUCUAUAGAAUGGAGUAAAAAAAUACGAAUAAAAUACAAACACUUUUAAGGCGAUGGAGCCUGCUACAUCAACUAUUUGUACUUUGAUAAGAAAAACUGAAUUAAAAAGUUCAUGACUUAGUUCAAACGAGAACUUCAAACCUGGUGGCAAUUUAGUGUGUAAACUGCGUUUGAGUGAAUUUACCAUUUAUUUUAAUUGUACAUCCGUCUGUUAAUUUGUUCAGUUAAAAUAUGAUGAAUAUAAAUAUUUUCUGGAAUAAAGAGUGUUUUUUUGUAGAUCAAUUAAUUGAACUUCUUUCCGACAGAUUUUUGCUCAAACAACCGUCGUCUGAUAAGUGCUUUUUGUUUGUUUGUUUGUUUUUUUGUUAAUUUGGUUUUAAAAUGUUUGUACUUGUCCUACAAACACAAAUGGAACAUGUCAGACUCAAACUCGUUUCAAAUUAGAAAAUUUGUUUCCAGGUUUGUCUUCAGAGUCAAUGCACUUGACGGGUGAAAUAAUUUCUAAAGUGAGUAUCAGAACAAACGGCGCUAAUUACAUUUGGUUCCAUCUUUAAUUUCUCUCUGAUAGAUUCCAGCAGUGGGUACCAGUACGACUCUAAAGCUUUUUGUUUUCACUGGUGA